GCAGCAAACCUUCCCAGCAGGUGAUACUAGACUAUGACUAUACAUUUACAACGCCAUAUUUUGGAAGUGAAGCAAUUGAAAUAGAUUCUGAUAAGCAUGGAAGUGGAGAAGUUUACAAACAAAACUCUAGUCUGCAUUGGGAGGACAGUGAGGAGAAGCUUGAUCUGGUUGCAUUGGCACUAAAAGAACCUAUUCUUUUUUAUGAUGAGGUGGUAUUAUAUGAAGAUGAAUUGGCAGACAAUGGAGUUUCACUUCUAACUGUCAAAGUGAGAGUCAUGCCAAGCUCUUGGUUUCUUCUCCUACGAUUUUGGGUGAGUCUCAUAUUUCUCUAAAUUUUUUUUUUGAUACAUCUGAUAAUGAUGGGCUAUACAAGAGGGGAUAGCCCUCUCCUUUCCCUAAAUCCCUCCCCACCCGACUCAAGGUUCAAACUUGAGAUCUCCAACUUAGAAUCUCAAGCUCUUAACCAUUGAGCUACCCCCUUGGGGGUUCAUAUUUCUCUAAAUUCCAAAGGAUUAAUUAAACCAAUCUAUGUUAUUGAAAUUUCUUUGAAAUCCCUCCUCUUUGAUGGCUCAAAUGUCUGUGUUUCUGAGCACAGGUCCAUGAGGAUGAAUAAGAACGCUAUUGUUUCUAUUUACUGGCUUUAUUUUUCCAUUUAGUCACUUAGUUUCUAACAGCUUAGGGUUGAUGGAGUGCUUAUGAGAUUAAGAGACACUCGAAUGCAUUGUGUUUUUGACAAGAAUGCUAACACUGUCAUCAUCCGGGAAAGAUGUUGGAGAGAAUCCACAUUUGAAGCUUUGUCUGCGAAAGGUUAUCCUACUGAUUCUAAUUCUUAUGCUGACCCAAGCAUCAUCAGCGAAAGGCUACCUAUCAUCAUGCAUAAGACUGAAAAGCUUAGAAUCUCCAGUAAUUUGUAAGGUUCUAUAAUGUCUUUGACCCUUUGUGCAACUAAUUCAAAUUGUCUUUAUGUUGUAAUCAUAGAAGAUGUUAAUCCAUUCAGGCAGAUUUAUUCACUCACAGAUAUCUUCGUUCCAUCUUUUCUUGGUUAACUAUCUAUAUAUUUCAUGAGUCAUUAUGGGAAAGAAAAAGGAGUCAGCAUUCACCACUAAUGUUUAAGAUGUUGUAGUUUCUUAUUUGACCAUAUUGAAUAUGACAAUCAUAGAGAGAAGAAGAAUUGAAAGCCAAAGGAGCUUCUGGAAAUAGAUGCUGUGUGCAUAAAAGAAGUGAUGCCUAUGAGAAUAUUACUGCAAAAGGCAGCACGUUCGAAGAAUCUGAAAGCAUUUGAAGUUUGUAGAUGAACCAUGGAACAAGGCAGAUCUUUAAAGCGAUUAUAUACUUCCACUUCAGGACUGGUAAAGAAAAGGAUUUCCAUGUUUGGGUCAUAGCAAAUUUCUAUUGUUUGUGGAGAACUAAGUGGGAAACAAGUCCAUGACAGGUUACAUUUGCCUUUGUAUAUCCUAUCCAUUGAAGAAUGGGUACUCUUUAGGAGAACUGACAUGGGACAGCAACAGGGGUCUAUCAAAAAUUAUCCACAACAUCUUGCAUGCUUGGCAAAACUAGGCAAUCCCAUGGAGUCAGGGACCGCUACCCCUACUGCUCUAAUGCUUCAUUUUUAGCAAAUCAUCAAAACCAAGUUACUGUAGAGAUUUGCACCAGUUGACCACCCAUAGAAAUAUAUGAAGUUAAGCUAUGGAAAGAAACUAACACACAUGGCAUUUGCCUUUCUUUUUGGAUAAAAUUGGCAUUUACCUUUCAAGGACGAAAUGGGCCCAAUGUUGUGAAACAAGUUCCACAUUAAACCUUGAGCAUUAGAACCAACCUGUCCAUGUAUUUUUUGACACCUAAGACCUUAAUUAAUGCUGCUGUUAAUUCUAGUUAAGUGUUUGUCUGAACAGAAGAAGAGAAUGCCACAUGGAACAUGCAUAAAGAUAAAAGUGGUGGCCAUGGAAAGACUUAAUGGGUGGAAAUGGUUCGACUGUUGAUGAGAAUGAUUUUUUUUCCCCCUUUGGCUAACGGGUGAUAGUCAUUUUCAAAUGUUCUCUUCAUCCUUAUCUUCUUUGCUGAGUCACCCCCCAUUUAGUCGUGUACCUGUAUUCUUGCAUUUAUUUCAUCUGGUGGUCAUUGUUUCCUUAUACCUGUAGGUGGUGUUGUUUUUGUUGAGGACAAAAUGAUCACUGUAACCAAUUGAAUUUGUUGAGUUACAAGUGAAUAGAAAAUUUUUUAUGUA
Messenger RNA from Rubroshorea leprosula, 2224 nucleotides. The record is from the annotation of a GenBank genome assembly. NCBI's taxonomy places the organism in Eukaryota, Viridiplantae, Streptophyta, Magnoliopsida, Malvales, Dipterocarpaceae.